AUGCUUAGAGAAAAUUUCAGUCUUUCGCUCCUGGGAAAACCGAUAAGCAGACCAGUGGCCUGGAAUGAGCUGUUUGAACUUCAGCAUGAGGAUGGAUACUGGGAGUGUACUGACAGGCUGAGCAGGUUCCUCAACCUGGACGUGGACUUUUUGGCAAAUGUCUUCCUUCAGGAGAAAGGCAUCCGUUCUUUUGGUGUAAAGGCUCAUGCUGAAAUUCUGAGGCUGGUAGCGUCUCUGCUGGUAUUGCAGCUGAUCCGGGUGAAGAAGCUGGAAGUGGGACGGCUGCUCGAGUCUCUCCUCCGUCUAAAAGAGUCCCAGGAGCCCAGACCGAUGUACUGGGAGGCAGUGAAGAGGGCCGUGGACUGGGCCUGUCGGACAGACAGACAGUAUCCGUGUGUGUGCAGCAGGCUGGAGAUCGGCCAGGAUUGGGAAUCAUCUACUCGUCAACUACUGGGCUGUGAUCCUCCACACCCAUAUUCCCCACUCAAACCUGUUCUGGAGAGGCGUAUGGAUGUAUCAGUCAUGUAGAAACUAGACAAAAACAUUCCUUUUCAUUGACAGCUGUUGCUUCACUUGGUGUUAGCUUAAUAUUGCAGAAAUGGCCUUAAAGUGCCUCAAAAAUAUAUUUGGACUCUUUUAGUCACACUUAAAAUUGCAAAAUGUCAAUCAAGUAUUUUCAAGUAAAUAAUGCAAAACUAACUAGUUGACAGGCCAGCUUGAUAACUGAUUAAAAUUGACAAGGAUCUUAACAAGUACAGUUCAAUAAAUAAAUUUUUGUCAAGUUUACUUUAUUUUAAUGAAACCGCAUAAUUGUAUAAUCACAAACCAAGUAAUCACUGUUUUUAUUCAUUAUACAGCUGUUUCAGUAUAUCAAGUUAAAGUAAUUGAAAAUGUGAAACGUUGAUUUGGAAAAUAAAUUCAGUUUUUUAUUUUAUUAUAUACUUUAUUUCAAUUAUUUAAAGUAAUGUUUUUUAUUAUUUUCAUUUUAGCUUGAGUUUUAGUUAUCUUUUGUUAGAUCUUGUUAGAAUUUGGAUCCAUGACUUAGAUUUUGUUGGAAAUAUUAGAUCCAGCCCCAGACAGCUGGGGCCUCAAUUAGAAAAUAUUGUGCAGAAACCAUUCUAAAUUUGAUCUUGGGAUUCAUCUUUCAAAUAUGUACAUUUGAUUAAGAAAAUGAACGUACGCACAGAAAACGCAUGUACCCCUCUCUUUCAUAUGUGAAAU
Carassius carassius (crucian carp) is the source of this 1221-nucleotide messenger RNA. Its product is annotated as protein mono-ADP-ribosyltransferase PARP4-like. Gene Ontology annotation, molecular function: NAD+ poly-ADP-ribosyltransferase activity. Lineage: Eukaryota; Metazoa; Chordata; Actinopteri; Cypriniformes; Cyprinidae. The coding region runs from base 1 to 528 and encodes 175 amino acids. The transcript has 4 exons. The record is from RefSeq and is a predicted model, not a curated record.